AUGCCUAGUACACCGACCGCCGCCACCAGCGCCAACCACACUGCCAUUUGCAGCAACAGACGAGAACCGCGAACCUGUAGUCUCAUUUUGACGGAUGACCUGGCAUCGAUUGCCUCGAACCAUGACGCUUUCCGACACCCGACCCAAUCACUGCCUGACCUUAGGGUGUACGACAUCACUGACAGUGAUAUCGAGGAGUAUGUGAUUGCAGCCGCUACCACAUCACUAAAUGCAUUAAACCUUAAGUCAGUCACAUGGGACAGAGUAAGCACCGCCACUGCCAGCGACGAAGAUAUGCUAGUAUUGACUGAGCUCAUAGAAUCUGGCAUGCCAGAAUUCCGGCAUGAAAUGCCAAACUCCAUUCGCGAGUAUUUUCAGUUCCGCGAUGAUCUGUCUACUAUAGACGGCCUCAUAGUUUAUAAGGACCGCAUCGUUAUCGCACCAUCCCUGCGAGACGAGGUGCUCUGCGCCUUGCAUUCAGCUCAUCAAGGAGUAACCUCUAUGAUCGCUAGGGCCGAAUCAUCUGUAUUCUGGGCAGGUAUAACGCCUGCUAUUGCAGCACUCCGUGCUAGCUGCCUGUAA
Molecule: messenger RNA, 582 nt
Organism: Acanthosepion pharaonis
Lineage: Eukaryota; Metazoa; Mollusca; Cephalopoda; Sepiida; Sepiidae
Source: the annotation of a GenBank genome assembly